Messenger RNA from Zygosaccharomyces rouxii, 3570 nucleotides. RefSeq lists its product as uncharacterized. The record is from RefSeq and is a predicted model, not a curated record. NCBI's taxonomy places the organism in Eukaryota, Fungi, Ascomycota, Saccharomycetes, Saccharomycetales, Saccharomycetaceae. Gene Ontology annotation, molecular function: protein binding. The transcript has a single exon. Bases 1 to 3570 code for a protein of 1189 amino acids.
AUGAGUGAACCUACAGUGCCAUUUCAUGUGGUGGCACAGUAUCCAUACAGAUCAGAUUUCGAAGACGACCUAAAUUUUGAUAAGGAUCAGGUAAUUACAGUUACAUCCAUCGAGGAUGAUCAAUGGUAUUUUGGUGAAUUUAAAAGUGUAGAUAGUGAAUUGCAUCAAGGUAUCUUUCCCAAAGGAUUUGUAACAAUUUAUGAAGCACCUCCAGCCAAAAAUACGCCUACUACAGCUGCCUAUGAUGAAGAUGAUGAGGACGAUGACGAAGAUGACCACUGGGUUGAUGCUCAGACAACUAAUUCACCCAAAUCGAGAAGUAGACCAUCAGUAUCAUCUUAUCAAGACGCUAUCCAGGGAUUGAACAUACCAGGAAAUAGAGGUACAGUUUUCUAUGAUUCCAUGGAACCAGCACCAGUGAAUGAGGAAAAAGAAGAGCAACAACUGCAACAAGAAAUUCAACAACCGCACCAUGAGAGGAAGCAAAGUAUCGCUAGUGAAGUAGAUUUCGAACCUGGACCUAUCAAUCAUACAGGAUCCAAUGAAUUCGAACAAGAACAGUUACCUAAAACUAGUUUGAGAGAGAGGAUUGCGAUGUUGCAAGAGCAACAGAGAAGACAGAUGCAGAAGGAGCAAGAGAAGUUAGCCAAGAGGACGAAGAAAGAGGCAAACCCAAUUGAGCCUGCUCCUUCACAGUCUACAAAAGAAGGAAUUGAAGAUAAACCACCUGUUUCCUUGGAUCCUUCCUCUCGUGGUUUGUCGAGGAAUAUAGAUAGUAGGGAAGAGCUGGAGUCACCUAGCUUAAGAGACAGUGCUUCCUUUGGUGAGGGGCCAAGAGACGACUUUAAUAGGCACAAAGAGGACGAAACUGACCACCAGCAUCUGACAACAGAAAAACCACAAGAAGAGUUUGAAUCUCAAGGGAUGGGUCCAAUUGAACAAAAACCUAAUGACGAACCUAAUGAAGAUGAAGAAGAAGACGAAGAUAGUGAAGAAGAUGAAGAAGAGAAACGCCGUGCUGCUUUAACUGCAAAGAUGGCCAAGAUGGCCGAUGCACAGCGUUUUGGUGGUGGACCUGUUGGUUUCAACCCGUUUGGUAUGCCGCCUGCUUUUGGUGCAGGGAUUGGUGCAGGAUCGAAUAAGAAGAAGAAGAGUUUAUCUGAGAAACCUACUGGUGAUCUUGAUAAUGAAGAAAGCUCCAUUCCUAAAGUAGUGCCAAUUAUGCCCUUUGCAGAUCCAAACGCUAUUUCGUUCCUCAAUAAACCUUCUACUACUGAGGAGUUCGGUGACAAAGAACUUCGCGAUCAUGAUUACCCAGGAGUUGAAAAGGGUAAAGAGGGCGCCGAAGGCGCUCCCCUUUUGGAUACUCCUGGCGCCCUGGCGGAUGAAGAGGAAGCCGGUGAUUCUCAAAGUUCUUUUAACGAAAAUACAGCUUUCCAACCCUCAAAGAAUGCAGCACCAAAAUAUACUGGAGAAAGUCCGGCAAUGGUUGGUAACUUGGCUCAGUCGGAUUCCACUGGUUAUGAUUCUUCGGCGGAAAACACAGAUAGAAACUUAUCCGAGUUAGCGGAUCAACAACACCAUCCUACCGAUAAACCAUCAAUGCCGCAUGUACCACCAUUUCCUGGGUCUCCACCGAUUCCUACAAAUCGUGAUUCCUUUAUGGACGAAAAUGCACCAUCGAAUUCUCCUGGGGUUUCUAACCCACAAGCUUCUGGAUUUGACAAGUUGUUUACCAACACUGAAGAUCUAGAUCGUACUCCUCAAAAUACUGAUUCUUACUCGAGAGGUUCUACAAUAGAUCCAAGCAUGGAAUCUUCCUCGCAACAAAAGUCUCUUUCUCGUUCAGGUACAUCGGUUCCACCACUUUCACCACCAUCUCGUCAUCCUUCAGUCCGUAAAACUGGUUCCACUUUGGGUAGACCACCUUCUACCAUUGACCAUGUUCCAAGCCGGAAAAGUCCACCACCACCCCCUCCUUCAUCAAUUCCAGGGACUCAUGAACAUUCAGCGGAAACUACACCUGUUCCAGGCGAGUCAGAAUUGCAAAGAGGUUUGAAUCCGCCAGCUUCAAGUAAUGAUGGACCUUCAAGAGGUGCACCACCAGUUCCAGGCAGUGGCGAACCACCCAAAGUAGCUCCACCAAUUCCCAGCGGACCUCCUAGAGGUGCACCGCCGGUUCCUAGUGGUUUUGAACGCUCGAAUAGUCCACCCCCUCCAUCAAUUCCCAGCGAAUCUCCAAAAGGGAUGCCCUCACAUCGUAGUAGUACCGAGCGUCCAAAAAGUCCACCUCCUCCACCUAUUCCUGAUGGACCUCCAAUGGUUGCACCACCAGUUCCAGGUUCUUUAGAACGUUCUGGUCCUCCUCUCUCUCCACCACCUAUCCCUGAUGGGCCUCCAAGGGUUGCGCCACCAGUUCCGGGUUCUUUAGAAGGUUCUGGUUCUCCUAAGUCUCCACCACCAAUUGUUGGUACUCCUGGAUUCCCAAGAUCUUCUGCCCCUCCUGUUCCUGAUACUGCAGAUUUGCCAAGAGGUCAUGCUCCACCGGUUCCAGGUUCACCAGACGUACCAAAAAUGGGUCCACCAAAAGCAGCACCUCCUAUUCCAGGAUCUCCACCAAUUCCCUUGGGUAAACGUGCAUCUGAGGAUUCUGCGGUCUCGUCGGGAUACACAAGAGACCCCCCUCCAGUGCCAGGUUCAGUACCACCAUCUGCUUCUGCACCACCUGUUCCUGCCCCUGCACCACCUGUUCCCGUCGAAUCACCAACUGAUGAACCCAAAAAGUUAAAGAGAGCCGGUUCCACCAAAGAGUUUCCUGAAUCUUCUAAUCAAAGAUCGGUUGAAUUUAAUCCAAGUGACUCUUGGUGGCUUGAAAAAAUAUUCCCAUCUAGGUUAUUUGGUCCUAAGGUGAAAUGCAUUAUGGAAGUAGAUGAUCAUUUGGUGAACAAGAGGUCUCAUGAGCGCUACAUGGUUAGGGAUUUUUAUUUCCUUUAUGAAGACUUCUCUCAGCUUCAUCUAAGUGUAAAUUUUAAUCCGGAUAAACCUCAAGAGACUGUUCGUGUUACACAGACGUUCCAUCCAAUAAGGCACCAACCAGAAUUGCUUGACGAAUAUUCCGACAAGUAUGGUAGUUUUAUCCUUCAAAAGGCUCACUCCCUAGUUGAUAGUCAUACUACAGACUUCUUGAGCUCCAUUCUUUCUCGUUUGAGUCCUGAAAUUAUCUUACCAAUCGAAUCUAGAACUUUUGGUGUCCCUGUCUUUAGGUAUAAAGCUGGAGAGCAUCCUAACGUCGAUAACGCUAAAGAUAUCAGACCUGGUGAUAUACUGGUGAUCAGAAAGGGGAAAUUCGAUGUGUCCACAAGAACUGGUGAAAGGAAGAUCUUGGCAGUGGGCUCUGAAUCUGAGCCAUAUGCUAGUGUAAUUACAGAUUUUGAACUUGCGAAAGGUAAACUUAGAGUUAUUGAAGAAUAUUCCGGCAAAGUCUUUCAAUCCAGUUACAAACUACACCAUAUGAGGAGUGGUAGAUUGAAAAUAUUCAGGGUCACUGGAAGGGACUACAUCGGAUGGUAG